Tetrahymena thermophila SB210 is the source of this 939-nucleotide messenger RNA. RefSeq names its product S-isoprenylcysteine O-methyltransferase. Gene Ontology annotation, molecular function: protein C-terminal S-isoprenylcysteine carboxyl O-methyltransferase activity. Gene Ontology annotation, cellular component: endoplasmic reticulum; membrane. Gene Ontology annotation, biological process: C-terminal protein methylation. The transcript has 5 exons. The record is from RefSeq and is a predicted model, not a curated record. NCBI's taxonomy places the organism in Eukaryota, Ciliophora, Oligohymenophorea, Hymenostomatida, Tetrahymenidae.
AUGGAAGUUAAUAAAGAGACUAAAAAAGUAUUGAAUUAGGCAUCUUAAACAGCAUCUUGCGUAGUUAUAAUAGCUUAUUUUAUUGGUUUAGUUUUACCCAACUUUAUCAAUCAAUUCUAGCUAUCAAUAAUUAAUUAUGCAAUAUCUACUAUAAUAGGAAUUAUAUUAUUCUACUGUUUCUUUUAUUUGUUUGAAAACUCUUUUAGUAGAAUGUAUUCUCAAACAAGAUAUUUUCAUUUCUACCUAACUUCUUUCAUUUUUGGCUAGAUUACUUAGUGGGCUUUUUGUACAAUCAUUCUUUAGAAAGAUUAUUUUCUACUGUCAUUAAAAUUUUUCUUAUUAAACAACAUUGUAUUUCACUUGGGAGAAUUUUAUUUUGUUUGCUUGAGCCACCCUAAAGAUUUGGCUUGGAAAAGUUUUUUGAUUAAUCAUUCACCUGCAUAUAAUAUAGCUUUUGUUGUAGCUUUACUAGAAUAUAUCUUAGGAGUCUUCUUUCCUAAUUUUAUAAUAUUUUAUUUCCAUGAUAAGUUUUUCAUUAUAAUGAUUGGAGUUUUCUUUAGCAUAUUUGGUCAUUUCAUGAGAAUUUCAGCUUAAUAGACAGCCAAAAGCAAUUUCAAUCACCUCGUUUAGAAUUAAAAAAGUGAUGAUCAUGUUUUAGUAACACAUGGAGUUUAUUCUUUCUCCAGGCAUCCAAGCUAUCUCGGAUUCUUUUCUUAUAGCUUGGGAGGUUAAAUUAUAUUAGGAAAUUUAUUUUGCUUUUUUGCUUAUGCAUUUGUCCUUUAUAAAUUCUUUCUUUAUCGUAUCGUGCAAGAAGAGCAUUACUUAGUUAAAUUUUUUGGAUAAUAAUACAUUGAUUAUUCUAAAAUUGUGCCUAUAAGAAUUCCAUUUAUGGAGUAUGCUAUCCAUAAAGUAUUUAAAUGUGAUGAUGACGAUGAUUGA